Molecule: messenger RNA, 1100 nt
Organism: Leptidea sinapis
Lineage: Eukaryota; Metazoa; Arthropoda; Insecta; Lepidoptera; Pieridae
Exons: 3
Coding region: 80-961 (293 amino acids)
Biological process (GO): regulation of transcription by RNA polymerase II
Cellular component (GO): transcription regulator complex; nucleus
Molecular function (GO): DNA binding
Source: RefSeq, a predicted model, not a curated record
CUGACGAUCGCACGAGCGCCUCUGCGCUCUGUGAGCGUUCUUGUGUCGAACGGAGCGGACGUCGUCAGCGCGUACAGUCAUGGGAAAUCGCGAAGUGGAUACAGGUCGAGUUAUCGAUGAGGUACGCCUGAGGAAGAUAUUGUGGGAUGCAUCCGAUCCACUCUACAAAAAUAAAGAUGCAAGAAACAAAGCCUGGGAGGAUAUUGUGGACGCAUUGUUCGAAAAUAUUUCAGGAGAAGAAAAACAGCAACUUGGUUUGUUUACUUUCUUAUUUUAUUAUCUGAAUACCUACACUACAGGACAAAGCCUUUUCAAGUUAAAAUAUACACGAAUCUUGCCAGGGCACGCUUCCAAUAGGGCUCACGAAGUACUCGGCAAAAUUUUCUCGCAGAGCGUGUCCAGACCUUUUCUUAGGUACAGUUGGCAAGUCCACCAUACCCUCAAUUUUUUUAUUAUUUCAGGAAAACUGGUUCAACAAAGGUGGAAUGUUUUCCACCUUUGUGGGGGGGCUGUUGCCCGGGACGCGUUUUUUAGAACAAAGAACGCAAUUAAAAAAACGCCCUCUGGAAGUGCUGCACCAAAAUACAAAAAGUACAUCUAUUAUGACGAAUUAAGCUUCCUAGCUCCAACAGUUGAGAAUGAAGUUGAUGAAUCACUGAAUGACUCUUCCCUUCCCUCACCCUCAGAUAAUAUAUUGGAUAGUAUGAUUGACCGUGGUGUUGAUUCAGCAUCAUCACAAAAACCUUGGUUGGAAAAGAGAAAAAGAAGGGCCCCGAAAACAAAUCCAGAAAGUUCUCCAUUUGAAAAAGAAUUAUUAACUUUAUUAAGUAACCAAACCCCAGAUCUUGCCGCUGACGACCUGGCUUUUUUCGCUUCUUUGGGUCCAAUUUUAAAACGUUUUGAUGUAGGACAAAAGCUGGAGUUUAGAUCGAGAGUGCUACGAGAAGCCAUGGAUAUUUGAAAUUAGAACAGAUCAAAUAGCUCUUACUCCAACGACGCGAGAAGAUAUGCAUCAUCAUACAAUUAUCACACUCCAGCUUACCCAGAGUACGAAACCAACAAUGCGAAUCCUGGUUACUCUGGUUAUCAAACAGCGAGAC